GCAGAAACAAAUUAGGUCAAUGAAACUUUCUAUUAACUUCGUACUCGUGUUAAGUUUUGUUUUUUGUCUUCUUUUUUUAACAGCAGUUGUAGUUCCUUGUUUAGGAGUUUAAUGUCUUAACGAAAGAGGACCUACCCAUUUGUUUCAUUUUCUACCGAAGGUGUGUGUAUGUCUGUGUGUGUGUGAAUGGGUGUGCUUGUGGAAAAAAUAAAGGAAGUAACGAUAACACAACUUUCGGAUCAGGACGACGUGGACACGUAAAUUUUGGACUUUACAGAGAAACAGUUAUUUUAAAAAGAAUACCGUCGGAAAUAAAACCGCAUUCAUAAUUUUUUUAAGAGUUUCAGGCGCUCUUUAAUCCUUUUCUUAUUUUUCCUUUUCCUUUUUUUGGAAGCUCGCUCAGGUGAGGGAACUUUUUUUUUUCUUUCCUCAAGUAGCGUGAUUGGAAUCUGUAACAAACAGAGCCGCCUUUCCUCUGUUCCUGUCGGUGGAUUUUCGCCUUUUUAACGAUGAAAUGAGCCCGUUUUGUUCCGAGUGGAUGCUGGACAGAGAGUUAUGCUGAAGCCCGUCUGAGUAUCAGGAUGACCAGUACAGAUGGAGCUGGGACCCCCAAGGCGGACGGCGACACCCGCGUGGUGCAGAUCUACCCCAGGCUGACUCAGGACACUGCUGCCUACAGUCCCCUGCAGGUCAGCGCCGGGGACACGGCCAGGAUGGUCAUCCACACCUCCGUGGUCACUUUGGGCCUGGACCCCGGCCAGAAAUACAGCCUGCUGGAGGUCAGGGAGAGCGGCGGGGCGGAGAGGCCGCUGGAGCCCGGGGACUGCCCUUUGGAGCGGGUCCUGCUGUGGCCGGCGGACAAACAGAGGUGGCACCAGCAGAGCCAGGGCUACCACUUCGUCCUGCAGCAGAGCAGCGGCGGGGGCCAGGAGGCGGAAACCACCAGCGAAGACUUCGAUGACCUCUGCGACCUGCCCGCCGUCACGGAGGAGAGCGUCCUGGAGGUUUUGCGCCAGCGCUUCUACGAGCGUAAAAUCUACACCUACAUCGGGAACAUCCUGCUCGCCGUCAAUCCCAAUAAGUUCCUGCCCGUCUACUACAACCCCAAGUAUGUCAAGAUGUACGAGAACAAGCCGCUGGGCAAGCUGCAGCCUCACAUAUUCGCCAUAGCCGACGUGGCCUUCCGCGCCAUGCUGAGCCGACAGGCCAACCAGUGCAUCGUCAUAUCUGGGGAGAGCGGCUCGGGGAAGACCUCGAGCAGCAGCUAUCUCAUUCACUGCCUGACGGCACUCAGCAAAAAGACGUACUCCAGCGGCCUGGAGCGGACCAUCCUCGGGGCUGGGCCAGUAUUGGAGGCUUUUGGCAACGCCAAGACGGGUGACAAUAACAACUCCAGCCGCUUUGGGAAGUUCAUCCAGCUCAACUACCUGGAAAGUGGUGUCUUCAGAGGGGCUGUUAUUGAGAAGUUUCUCCUGGAAAAGUCCCGCGUGGUAUCAAGGCACAAGACAGAAAGGAACUACCACGUGUUUUACUAUCUGCUGACAGGGGCCUCUAAAGACGAGCAGGAAGAGUUUCACCUAUUAAGGCCACAGGAGUAUCUCUACCUCAAGCAGGAAGACCUCCAUUUAGAUGAUGAAGAGAAACUUGGGCAGGAGUACAAGAGACUCCAUCAAGCUAUGGAGAUGGUUGGCUUUUUGGCCUCCACUAAGAAACACAUAUUUUCCAUCCUGUCCGCCAUCCUGCACUUGGGAAAUGUGACGUACACGUUGUCCGAGGACACUCAGGUCUUGCAGGCCGGACCAGCUGAAGUCUUGUCAACACUGUCAGACCUGUUGAAGGUGAAAAUGGAACCACUCGUGAAGGCUUUGACCCAGAGGAAAGUUGUCUCUGCUAACUCAACCGUAGUUUCACAGUACACACUACAAGAGGCCACCACAGCACGGGACUCCAUGGCCAUGGCUUUGUAUGGUGCUCUUUUUGACUGGAUCAUCUUUCACAUCAAUCACGCCUUGUUCAACAGACGAGAUAUGGAGGAGUCCAUCUCAGAAGACUACGUGUCAGAAGGCAUCACCUGGCAAAACAUCAACUUCCCAGACAACAGUGGCUGCAUCCAGCUUAUGAGCAAUAACUCAGUCGGAAUCUUUCAUUUGCUAAACGAAAAUAGCAACCUUCCAGAGGCCACAGAUAAAACCCUGUUGGACAAGUUAAAUGAACGGCAUCAGAACAACACAUUCUUUACAGCCUCUUCAAGUACAGAGACAGUUUUUGUGAUCCAACACUUUGCUGGUGGAGUUGAAUAUCACCUAAAGGAUUUCAGACAGAAAAACACAGAGCACAUGCGGCCUCAAGUUGUGUCACUCCUGCGUAGCAGCGAGCGGUCCUUCCUGCAUCACUUGGUUUCAUCGAGCCCUGAAGCGCUGUUCAGAUGGGGCGUCCUACGAGCAACAAUCCGCAUCCUCACAGUGUUUAAGAGCAUGGCACGCCAGCGGGCAGAACUGAUUGCUGCAAAGCGAAACUCCCGCAAGUCUCUCAAAGAGUUGAAACGUCAGAGUAGCACGCUUAGCCAACUAUCCAGCACAAUCCAGACUCUGGAUUUCUCCUUUGAUCACUCUGAUGAACUUCCUAUUGAUGUGUUCGGGGACAUCUUUGCCAGUUACGAACAGAGAAAGAAAAAUAGAGGCAGUCGACACAAGCAGCUUAUUCCAAAGAACCUCAUCAAUUUGCGCUCACUCCAACACAUCGUCUGUAUUACGUCGCACGACCGAACCUCCAAAUCCAUCUUCCAUCCUUACCGGAGAACAAGGCUCCCCACCGUUAGCACUCAGUUUCAGGCAUCACUUAGAAAGCUAAUGGAAACCAUCGGAAAAGCAGAGCCUUCCUUCAUUUUCUGCAUUCGCUCCAAUGCCAAAAAGGAAGAGCUGCAUUUUGAUGAUACACUUGUGCUGAGGCAAAUCAGAUACACAAGCAUUCUGGAAAUGAUUCACAUUCAGAAGUCUGGCUACAGAGCCAAAUACACAUUUGCGGAAUUUUUGAAGAACUUCAAGAUUCUGCUGCCAAAAGGAGCCACGGCAUCCCCAGAGCAAAUUACCCAACUAUUUGAGAGGAUGGAAUUGGAUAAGACCACCUACCAAAUAGGAAAAACUAAGGUUUUUCUUAAAGAAAAGGAACGACAGGUGCUUCAGAACACUCUAAACAAAGAAGUUGUACAGCGCAUCAUCACCCUGCAGCGCUGGUUUCGCUCUUGUCUGAUAAGAAUGCAUUUUCUUCAAAAGAGGGAUGCAACAAAGAUCAUCCAGAGGAGCUGGCGUGGGUUUUACGAGAAGCAGAACCGAGCCGCUACAGUGAUCCAGGCAGCAUGGCGCAGUUCUCUGAUAAGUCAACUGGAACACGGGGAGGCAGGCCAAGAAGGGCUCACGGGUCAACCUGAAAAUCCCAGCCAGCAAAAAAAACAGUUCAAGAGGCAGCAAAAUCUGGAGCACAGCUCCGGAACUAAGACAACCCAAGAGCCUGACCCAAGUAGCCGCCAGAGGGAUGGCAGCGGUGACAAACGACAGGACAGAGGAUCCCCGCCACCCCUCAACAGACCACUGUCUCUUCCAUUUGACCAUCACGUUGCCAACGAUCGUUCGACCAGCCCUUCUACCAACACCUCGAUCCAGCGCUACAGAGAUAUUGGGGGCAUGGAGAAGAAGCUGAACCAGUGGAAAGGAAGACAUAGUGAAGGUGAUCCGACAGAUGAAUCAAGUCCUGAAAGGCUGCAUCAAAAACUAAAUAAGGGCGAAAAUUUUCGUCCUCAGCUCUUCGUUUCCUCUAUAAAUAGUUACAAAGGAAAGUCCAUGUCUGCUGAUGAACUGUCCAAGAUCAGCUCCUCGGGUUCUGACAGCCCACCCUACCCCACUAAGGUCAGGGUGCGACUGCGCAAGACGAACAGACGCAAGCGUCGCUUAGCCUAUGCUCGCAGCGGUCUGAUGAUUAACUUUGGGGGCUCCAAGGAGAGCGAGUACUGGAGCUUUCCUCUGCCUCCCAUCAGCCCUGCUGUACCCAUCCUAAAGAGCUCAGCCAGUAGCAUGGAUUUCCGAACCUGCCAACCCCAGGUCAAGAUGCCGGCAGAACCUGAUGGCACUAGGUUCAGCCUCCCCCCCAGAACCAGCAAUGACAACGCAGGACAACAGGGCUCCAACCAGACACAGCCCACAACUCCUGAGAGGAUCUCCUUUUUUAGUAAAUUACUCAAGAAACGGACCCAAAAAUAUUCACAAGGCAGCGAAUCUCCAUCAGAUACAUAUGCGACAUUGCCCAGCUACAGCCCACAUCCUUACCACAAUCCUAAUCAAAACAGUGCAAGAGCCACUCGUAACCCCACCAUUCGUAUCAGCAGAGCCACACGGGCACUCCAGGCAGAUGCGUCUCUGGACCGAGAGAUCACCGACCCCAAGGAACUACGAAACCUGGACGAGUUUCUUGGGAAUCAGGUCAAUGAUCUUAACACAAGAAUAAAAGAGCUGUCGGCAACAGAAAGUGUUUUCCUGAAAGCCACCAUGGAGUUCAGAGAGACCAUCAAAAGCAUGUAUUCUGUCCAGAAGCCCCAAAUUGGCUACAAGGAUCUGAUGAAGGGCUACCGUAACAAAGUAAACACAUUAGCUGGAUCGAAAGAAAAGGCAGAGGUCUCACUGGUGGUAAACCUUUUCCAAUCUGUGCUGGAUGGCUUCAUCAGGGGGGAAAUAAAACGAGCAGACACUGAACCAAACAAGGCCACUAAGAAGAGAAGGAAAAAGGAAAAAUGUCUUGACAGUCCUUUAGAUCACUUGUUCAGCACCUACCAAGUGAACAUUAUGCAAUCAUGUGAUUUGUGUGGCUCUUACAUCUGGGGAAUGGAGAAGGCCUACAUGUGCAGUGCUUGUAAGUUAAUAUGUCACAAGAAAUGCCUGAACAGAAUCAUCACAGAUUGCUCAACACGAUGUGCCAGACAGGAUAACAGUGUGCCAGGCUCCCUCCAUUUUGGGGUGCAAGUGUGUGUCCUGACCAGCAAAGCUAACCCCGUCCCCAAAGUGGUGGAGUUGUUGCUGAUGCACGUGGAGCUUAAUGGCCUCUACACGGAAGGUAUUUACCGCAAGUCUGGUUCAGCUUGUCGGGCAAGGGAACUCCACCAGAUUCUGGAGACGGAUCCUGAGACGGUGUGUUUGGAUAACUACCCCAUCCACACCAUCACAGGCCUUGUUAAGCGCUGGCUCAGAGAGCUGCCAGACCCCCUUAUGACCUUUUCUCUCUACAACGACUUCCUUCAUGCUGUGGAGCUGCCAGAGACGGAUGAUAGAAUAAGGGCUGUAUACCAAAAGGUCGAUGAACUUCCCCCUGCUAAUUACAAUACUUUGGAGCGGCUUAUCUUUCACCUGGUCAGGGUUGCCAGGGAAGAGCAGCACAAUAAGAUGUCACCAAGCUCUCUUGCUAUUGUGUUUGCCCCCUGCAUUCUGCGUUCACCUGAUGCUAAUGACCCCUUCCUUGGUAUGAGAGAUGUCCCCAAGACAACACUCUGUGUGGAGAUCCUGAUUUGUGAGCAGUUCAGGCGCUUCAAUGAGAAGAUGCAGAAUAUCCAGAAGCUGGAGCACGCAGAGGCCCUGGCUAUAAACCAGCUGAGACUGCGGAGACAAAACACGGUCCUCGAAAAGCCUUCAGAGCUCAAUGUUCCACAGCCUGUACAAUCUGAUGAGUCGGAGAUGAUCCUUAUUGAAAGGAUAAAAUCCAUCAAGCAAGAAAAGAUGGAUUUGGCCAUCAGGUUAUCCGAACUCGAACAAGAGCAAUCUGACUGUGAAGUCUUGGACUCUUCAUCUUCAAUGAGCUCAGAAAGUCUAGAUAGAAUGGAGAGCCUUGAAUCGGAAGGAAGGACGAGCAUGCAGAUGAAAACCCAGAAAACUGACCACCGAAAUGACCUGGCACAGAGAGUCAGAAGUUUGAUGACUCAGACAGAUAAUGAACGGAUAGAACUCACUACAGGACAAAACACAGAUGUCAUCCAGUCCAUGAACUUACUGCCUGGCCAAGACGCUCCAUGCCCAACCAAAUGCCCACAAGUGACCACAAAGACCUUGAAUGGGAGCUUCGACAACCUGGAUAUCCCUUAUAUUGAUGAGGAUGAUCAAAGCUGAAACUGAUAUCACAAGGAGUGACAAAUCUUAAUAUCUCCAGUAUGUGUUUAUUCUACACAAAAGAAACUGCACUUUGCUUUAUAGACUUUAUAUUUGUCAUUGCUGCUACAGAUACCUUAUACUUUGAGAUUUUAUAUGUAGUUUUUCAGACAUUAUCCUUACUCUUCCGGCAGGGUUUUCAUAUUAUAAAAGAAAGGUUUUGUCACUAUCAUUACUUCCGUUCUCUGCGCUUUUAAACAUGUCCGAUUUGAACUGUACACAUUUUAUAAAGCAGUUGUGUAACCAGCAAUGAAAAGAAACAAAGAGAACAAGAUUGGUGGCAAAUGACUAUGCAAGUGCUCUGUUUUACAUAGACAAGAUUCACAGAUCAACCCUCUUCCUAACAACAGUUUGUUGUCUGUGGCAAAAAAAGGGAAAUAGAUUGUAACAGUACCAGAUGUUCCCAGAUUUUUUCAUAGUAAUUCUGCGUACAAUAUUGUGAGACAGUAUGUUGGCAAUUUGGAGGAUUGCUGAAAAUGGUUAUUCUUUCCAUUAUUUUGUAUAUUACACAUUACUGUCAACGAUCUUACACUGAGUCUCUAUAAAUAAGCUUGGAUAUCUGUGAACUUUCCACUUUCUAUCUAAAAGUGAUGUUUUUAUCAUGAAAUGGCUUCGUCUUUACCAAGUUGAUAACAUAUUUUCUUUGUUUCUUGUUCUUUGUGCAUGACUGUACAUUUUAAAAAGGGUAGGGAUGUACAUGUUGUGGUUGACAUUCACAUGGUUUGUUACAUCCUCUUACUAAAAAUAAUAAUAAAUGAACAAUUUUGAAGUGUUUUUUAUUCUUAUACAGUGACUUUUCUUAACUUAAGUUAUAACCAGGAUUUCAAAUAAACAGACUUUGGUCUCCAUAUUUCUCAUGUAAAUAUUUUUAUGUGUAUACUU
Molecule: messenger RNA, 7064 nt
Organism: Menidia menidia (Atlantic silverside)
Lineage: Eukaryota; Metazoa; Chordata; Actinopteri; Atheriniformes; Atherinopsidae
Source: the annotation of a GenBank genome assembly